UUAGAAGAGGACUGUACUGCGCAAGUACUAAUAGAUCUAUGCGCAAGCGCCAGAAAACUGGCGGGCUUUUGUGGUUAAUUCACAGACAGAAGUUUUUCGCUCCAAUUCGCGACAAUUUUUGCGUUUCGUUUUUCCACGUUUUAAGUUUCGCCGACGUCAUGACCGUGUGGGUUACGGUGUGGUGGCGGAAUGAUAAUCAAGUGACUGCUGUACCUUCGUCGGAUAUUCCGGAAUUCGAUCAAGACAAGGGGGUUGGUGAUGACACCAACGCGCUUUGGAAAGAGCGCGACCCAGAGUCUGGACAAAUGGUGACGAAGCCCUACCCCGUCAGGGUGCUUGCGAUAGGGUCAUUUUCAUCGAUGAUGAAAGCGCAAGUAACUUUUGGAAAGAUCUUUUGCAAAGAGCCAAAGGACAAAGACAGCGACAAAGACAGGGAAGAGGGGCGUUCAAGAAAGCGGACGAUGACCAGACGCAUGAUGGAGUCCCUCUCUUCCGCUUCGCAGGAUGACGGCGUGGAAAGUGAUGAGGCUGUGGCUGCAAAGAAGGCGCCAAAGAGUUCUGCCACACAGAAGGGUAAGAAGACUGGGCAGAAGACUGCUGUCACAGAAAAGAGUGCGGAGAAGGAUGCGGCUGCAUCCGCAGUGGAGGUAGCCGCAGAGAGAAAGGCUUCUGCUGAGAAAAAGGCAACUGAGGAGAGGGAGAAGGCAGCAGUAACAGACAUGAUGAACAUGGAAAAAGAUCAGCUUGUCAAGGCUGUAGUGGACUGCUGGCCGUACUUAGAUGGGGUGAAGGAUGGAACCACAGUCAAUGCCAGACAUAAAGAGUAUGAGACAGCAACGUCGUGGCAUGCACGACGCGAUAUGGACUAUGGAAUGAUGAACACGAUUGACAUUGUAACCGAUGACCAGGCGAUGAUCAUAGCAGACCUGAUGAUAGAAAGAUAUGGCUUUAAGGAAUUUGACUACAUCUGGAAGGUGCUCCUUCCAGAGUUCCUUGUGCACCAUCAUGCUACUUUAAAAGGAAUCAGUCAUAAGGAAGCAGAAAUCAACUUGCGAACAGGAAAGGCGAAGAAACCUCGAGGGAAAGCAGCAAGCAACAGUGGCGCUGAGACCAUCUCUGCUGCCAAAAGACGGAAGGAGAAGGCUCUCCAAGCGGAAGAGAGGGCUGAGACAGUUGAAAUCCUGGGCCAACUUGCCAACGACACUGAGGAGGAAGCCCCCAAUGGGGAUAAUGACCCGGAUGAUGAGGAUAUCAACAGCGGCUCGGUAUGUCACGCCGGACUCUUUUGGAUUUUGUUUUACAACUCACUUAGCUCAUAACCUACACUGCGUAAACAGAACAGCAGACACAUACCAGAUCUAGAUGGAUCAUGUGACGAUAUGGUACCUUACACGGAUUAUUGACAGUAGCAACAAGAAAAGGUAAAUA
Branchiostoma floridae (Florida lancelet) is the source of this 1428-nucleotide messenger RNA. RefSeq lists its product as uncharacterized. The transcript is spliced from 9 exons. Lineage: Eukaryota; Metazoa; Chordata; Leptocardii; Amphioxiformes; Branchiostomatidae. The record is from RefSeq and is a predicted model, not a curated record. Bases 39 to 1319 code for a protein of 426 amino acids.